UUGGUAGCCCAGUUCUGUCUGUCAAAAUAGCUGAUUGGCGUUGAGAGAAGUGAGACUGAUGGAGGAAGCAAAAGGAGUAGUGAAGCACAUAUUGUUGGCAAAGUUCAAAGAUGAAAUCCCACCUGAGAAGAUUGAGGAACUCAUCAAAGGCUAUGCCAAUCUUGUUAAUCUCAUUCACCCCAUGAAAGCUUUCCACUGGGGGAAGGAUGUUAGUAUUGAGAACCUGCAUCAAGGGUUCACUCAUGUGUUUGAAUCCACAUUUGAAAGCACAGAGGGGAUUGCUGAGUAUAUAGCUCAUCCUGCUCACGUGGAGUUUGCAAAUCUGUUUCUCCCCAGCUUGGACAAGGUCAUUGUAUUUGACUACAAACCCACCGUUGUACGUUGCUAAGUUACAAGCAUGGUUCUGUCUCAAUGUAGCUUUUGUCCUGCUCAUGUCUGUUGUUAUUUUGAAUAAAGUUUGACGUCUUGUACUAUGAAAUGCGUCCAUCCCUAGUGGUCAAGGCAAAAGUUGGUUGGUUUUAUCUUCUAUAGGUUUUACAUAUUCUUGAGCUGAGUUGAGAAUAAGCAAUAAGAAGCUUGAGUUUGAGAUAAA
Gossypium raimondii (Peruvian cotton) is the source of this 592-nucleotide messenger RNA. RefSeq names its product stress-response A/B barrel domain-containing protein HS1. The record is from RefSeq and is a predicted model, not a curated record. Gene Ontology annotation, biological process: pollen tube adhesion. The coding region runs from base 59 to 388 and encodes 109 amino acids. NCBI's taxonomy places the organism in Eukaryota, Viridiplantae, Streptophyta, Magnoliopsida, Malvales, Malvaceae. The transcript is spliced from 2 exons.